CGACAAUAAUUUGAUCCAUACAGACAGACGCAAUCGAAAAAUACCUGUGCGAUUGUUCUGACGUCCUGUCGUGAGUCUUGACACCUGUCUCUUGCAGAACUCUCGCUAUUCGAUCGUAAGCUGUGACCACCAUUUCUUGGUUGGUCUGACACUUUUUUUGGUCGGAACGAAUCGUAUCCAAGAAACACUACAGCCCUUUCAUAAUCUGAGAGGGUAAACGAAACGAAAAAGGAACCAAAAAAGGACAAAUCAGCCAUGGAACACAAACAAGAACUUGGUCAUAAAGAACCAACGCCACACGAGAUUCAGAAAAUGGAAAUGGACCAAGCGCACCACGACAUCCACUAUCGCAACCACUAUCACGACAACCCUAACCAACAGCUUGCAUCAAGGCUGCCCUCGUCUCCACUGCAGCAAGAUGUCGCCGUUUCCACUACAGCACCUAGCGCCGACACGACGAGGACGACCGAUGACGAACAAGAAGUCUCGUUCUUUCACGAUUUCAUAGCGGGCGGCGUUGCGGGAUCAGCGUCUGUGAUCAUAGGCCAUCCCAUGGACACCCUGAAGGUGAGGAUGCAGACGGCGAAGGGAAACCCGAGCAUUGCCUCCCUGGCGAUCGGAGCCAAGUACGGCGGACCGACCACGCUCUUUCGCGGGGUUUUUGCCCCCCUGUCGGCCGCGAGUGCGGUGAACGCCAUCAUUUUCUCGUCGUACGGCACGUCGACGCGACUGUGGGAGCAAUACGAAUCGUCUUCUUCUAACGAUGGAACACGGAACGCCCAUCCCCACCUCAAGGCAUUUGCCUGUGGAUCGUUUGCGGGUUUGGUGCAGGGCUUGGUGAUUUGUCCGAUGGAGCACGUGAAAUGCCGAAUGCAAGUACAAGAGACCGGGGCCUCUGGAUCCAAUCCCCUCCGAACCACCCUGCGUUCGAUAUUAACGAGUGGUGGUGGAUCGUACAGCAUUUCGGCAUUGUAUCGCGGUUGGUGGAUCACUUGCUGGAGAGAAGUCCCCGCUUUCGGAGGGUAUUUUGCCCUUUACGACAUCUUCAAGGAACGCAUUGAAGACGCGUUUGACCGCCGUGAUGCGAAAUCAUUGGAAACACCCGUGGCCGCUUCUACGACGAUGACACAGCUGGAUGGAACGAUAUACAACAAUCCUGCGGAUGAGGCAACUCCGUCGAUGCUAGCAACGACGACUACUACCGAACCAAAUACCUCGCAACAUUCGUGGAUCGCCAGUGCCAUUGCGGGUGGUUUGACGGGCGCACUGACGUGGGCGAUCGUGUAUCCCUUCGACGUGAUCAAAACACAGAUCCAAACCGCACCGCUCGAUACGCCCAGGCACAAACGAACGAUAUUGGCUGUCACAAAUAAGAUUGUAAAGGAACACGGGUGGAAACACCUAGUUCGGGGAUUGUCGGUCACGUGCUUGCGGGCCUUUCCCGUAAACGGGAUCAUUUUCCCCGUCUACGAAUAUACGCUCUUACAUGUUUGCAAGUGGGAGACAUAAAUGCAAUAGAGAGGUAGCUCUCGUGCACUGCUUUGAUAGUAAGUGACCUGUACGCUAUAAUACAGCACGUAGAGGAUCAUGGAAGCACAAUGUGCUGGGAGCAUUUUGGCCAUUCUUUUACUCCUGGUUUAGGAUCUCGAUUAGAAUUCUCAAGAAAUCCUCAUUGACGACCGUUGUCUUUUUGGAUGUCUCCUGUUCCAUUUAGGUUUAGAGGAGAAUCAGAAAUCGGGAUUAAAAAAUACAAACGACA
This is a messenger RNA of Pseudo-nitzschia multistriata, 1759 nucleotides long. Lineage: Eukaryota; Bacillariophyta; Bacillariophyceae; Bacillariales; Bacillariaceae. The record is from the annotation of a GenBank genome assembly.